Molecule: messenger RNA, 3761 nt
Organism: Gaeumannomyces tritici R3-111a-1
Lineage: Eukaryota; Fungi; Ascomycota; Sordariomycetes; Magnaporthales; Magnaporthaceae
Product: PH domain-containing protein
Exons: 3
Coding region: 574-3378 (934 amino acids)
Source: RefSeq, a predicted model, not a curated record
AGCGAGGAGCCCCCCAGUCGAGAGGCCUCGGUACCGACCUGCAGCCGCUAUUUACAAAGAAAUGGCGCCCGACGACGACCCCAACCGCAACUCCACCUGCACUUCGGAACCUCGCAGCCCAUCGUUUGACCAUCACCAACCUCAUCGUGCCACCUGCCACACCCAGCGGCGCUGCCUUUUCGCGUCUGGAGCAUGAACUGAGCCAACCUAAUUGGACCUUCUCCAAUACGUGGCGGAGCGGGCGCAUGUGCAACCGUCGGCCUCCAGUUGUUGUACCUCGAAAGCACCAUCACUCGUGACGAACGCCUGCCUCGUUUGGGCUUUUAACAUUCGCCCACGCCGCUCUAGCUCCCACCACCAUCACUUUUUCUGCGCGGCUUCUGCGUUAAACACCGACUGGAGAACCCCCAUUCGCCGUCUGUGCGACCGGUUCCAGACUAAAAAGGGUCACUCCCGCCUUGCAGAUCGCCCGACCAAACCUUGGCCGAGCCAGCAGGGCGGAGGUUGCCGCCGACAAGCUCCUUUUUUUUUAUCGCUCGGGUCGUCCCAACAAUUGCGUCAACCAUAUCAGCCAUGGCCAGCGCUACUCUGCCGACUCCGUCACCGCACAAUGCCUCCCUGAGCCGCGGAGGCGGAGGAGCUGCAAUAUCGCCUCACCCCUACGGCCAGAACCCCGGCCCUCACCAGGAUCCCCUCUCCAGGACCGCGGGCACCACCAGCAACGAGCCCGCCGCCGCCACGACCAACGGCUACUUCUCACACUACGACCCCCACCAGCCCGCGAAUCCGCUGCAGGACGCCGCCGCCACCGCCGAUGACGAGCUGACGUCACUCAACACCCGCUCAAACGCCCUCUCGCCGUAUCACCAACCCGAAACUGACCUUGCCCACGCCCCGUCCACGUCGACGCACCGCCCGGCCAAAUUCACCGAGGAGUGGGACGCCUCGAGGCGAGGCAGCUCUAUUGUUGACGGGCCUGGGCCCAGCAGCUCUGCUAUGCAGCGCGCAAACUCGUACGCCGGCUCGACUGCCGCUAGCCGCGCCGAAGCCGACCAUGCCGCCACCACCCUUUCCAGGGGCAACACCCUCAAGAAGAAGGCCUCGCUUAGGCGUAGCGGGAGCCUGAAGCGCAGCGGCAGCCGCCGCAGCAUGAAGGCCGGCAGCGUCCGGAGCCUGGCCUUGCAGUCCAGCCUGGACGAGGACGAGAUGCUGAGCCCCUUUUACUGCCCCGUGUCCACCACGGGCAACCCCACCGAGGUCCUUGCGAACCGUUUCCAGGCCUGGCGCAAGAUCCUGAAGGACCUGAUUGCCUACUUCCGGGAGAUCCAGACGCACUACGAGCACCGCUCCAAGUCGCUGCUGAAGCUUGCCAACGUUCUCAACAACACCUCCAUGCCCCCUGGCUUCCUCACCACCGGCGGCCUCGACGAGGCGCUCAACAUACUGAGGAAUUACAACAAGCAGGCCGUCGCCGAGGCGAACAAGGCUCGCGACAUCGAGGAGGACGUGAUCCUGGCCCUCACCGGCCUGCGGAGUGACCUGCACCAGAAGAUCAAGGAGAUCAAGAACCUGUCCGGCGACUUCAAGAACACGGUCGACAAGGAGACCGAGGCCACGCGCAAGGCCGUGAAGCAGCUGAACGAGAUUCUGGGCCAGGCCGACGCCGACCCGGCAUCCACAACCGGCAAGCAGGACCCGUAUCUGUUGCGCCUGGCCGUUGACCGUCAGGUUGAGAGACAGAUCGAAGAGGAGAAUUACCUACAUAGGGCGUAUCAAAACAUCGAGAGGUCUGGGCGCGAUCUCGAGUCGAUCGUUGUCGGGGAGGUGCAAAAGGCAUACAACGCCUACGCUGGAAUUUUGAAGCGGGAGGCCGAUGCCGCUUAUGGCACGGUCGACGAGCUUCGGACUGGGCCUAUCGCAAUGCCCAAAGAGGAAGAGUGGCGUGCCUUUGUGAAGAAGGACGACAAGUUUGUGGACCCGGAUCUUCCGCUGCGGUCGGCACAGUUCAUCCACUACAAGGGGCGGGAUGAUCUGGCCUGCCAGGAGAUCAGGGCUGGUCUGCUGGAGCGCAAGAGCAAAUACCUGAAGAGCUAUACGGCCGGAUGGUACGUGCUGUCGCCGACACACCUCCACGAGUUCAAGUCGGCAGACAAGACGCAGGCGCCCGUCAUGUCGCUCUACCUCCCGGAGCAGAAGCUGGGGUCCCACUCGACCGAAGGCGGAUCGUCCAACAAGUUCAUCAUCAAGGGCCGGCAGACAGGGACAAUGCACCGGGGCCACACGUGGGUGUUCCGGGCCGAGAGCCACGAGACGAUGAUGGCAUGGUAUGAGGACAUCAAGGCCUUGACGGAAAAGACUCCGGAGGAGAGAAGUAACUUUGUGCGAGGGCACUCGCGCAGCUUCAGCCGGACGUCCCAGCGAUCCAUCAGCAGCGACGGCGUGGUCGACGAGGACGACGACGAGCCCUUCGCACCCGAUUCGGCGGCCAUAAGGCAGACCCCGACGCAGGACGUGCUGCCGAGGCGUCCUUCUCCAGGUGGGCGAUUCCCAUCAGACAUCAUGGUCAACGCACAACGGGGCUUACAGGCGCCUCUCUCGCCCGCAAGUGUGAACUCGGGUUUUCUCCCAGCAGGAAACGCCAGCUACGGCGCCCCCGGGCCGGCAGGCCAGCAGUACAAAGGCGACAACAGCAGCAGCCGCGACGCCAUAGCCGCCGCCGCAGGGCUCCCUGGAAGCGACAUGGCCCAGUACCAACAACAGAACGAUAUCCCCCCCUUGGGUUACGGCAGCACUGUGCGGACCCCCAUCAUCCAAGCCUCGUCACACGCGGCCCAAGUCAGCCAGGAAGCGCGCGAGGAUGGAGUGAAUCCCUACACGAGCGAGCCUAUCGCAGAAGGGGACUCAUGGGCUGGCGGCGCGACCGGAGCUGACGUGGGGGUGUCGCGAGGGCUGAGCCAGCGGAUUCUGAAAAGCCCGGCUCCUGCGGCUGCGACUAUUACGUCUCCUACUAUACGCGACGAUGCUAUGGCUGCGAGGCAUCAGCCUGAUAUCUUUCUCAUGAGCGGGAACUUGCCAGACGCUGAGGGUAGUCGACGUGAGGUCCCACGCAGUGUGGAGAGACAGCCGGAGGGUACUGUGAUGGACGACGCUGUCUCGUUUCCCCCACAGACAAUGUCGUCUGGUGGAUUGAGCAGCGAUGCGGAUAGCGACUACUUUGUCGGCCACUCCAACGGAUCUGCAAACGGGCGUGGCAACGUUGGCGGCAGCAAUGGUGUCGCCCGUCCCACGACUAGCACGGCCCGCACCGACAGCGCUCCCACAAUCUCACACCUCCACAUUCCCGGGGAGUACCCGAAGUCUACUCCCGCGUUGCGCUGAGACCAGGGGCUAUGUUUCUCUCCCCUCGGUUUCUUGGAACGAAUCGGGUUUCGGCAACGGGCGAGCCUCGGGAACUGUUUUGCUUACCUUCUCUCCUUUUGCUUCACUCUCGGACUCCUCUCUCCCUCUUUAUCAAAGAACCCACCCCCUUUUCUACUGCCUCAUUCCUCUUGUUUUUCGUCUCUCACUUUCACAGUCAAACCCUACCGAAUCUUUGGACAGAAACAGUCGCAUUGUUAUGUUUUCAUAGUAUUUCUUUCCGACACGUCAGGCGGGUGCAACUGGGGACCUGCCCUGAAACCUACAUCACACGAAGUAAGCCCGCUCGUUUGGGAAGGGGAACACGCGGAUAAGGGAGAAACUUGUUUGUGAACCAUUUCCCA